Molecule: messenger RNA, 1213 nt
Organism: Ochotona princeps (American pika)
Lineage: Eukaryota; Metazoa; Chordata; Mammalia; Lagomorpha; Ochotonidae
Gene: GNAT3
Product: G protein subunit alpha transducin 3
Exons: 8
Coding region: 74-1138 (354 amino acids)
Biological process (GO): detection of chemical stimulus involved in sensory perception of bitter taste; sensory perception of sweet taste; adenylate cyclase-modulating G protein-coupled receptor signaling pathway
Cellular component (GO): heterotrimeric G-protein complex; photoreceptor outer segment; photoreceptor inner segment
Molecular function (GO): G protein-coupled receptor binding; G-protein beta/gamma-subunit complex binding; GTPase activity
Source: RefSeq, a predicted model, not a curated record
GUCCAGGCCAGUGUGGUCCUCUACAUUAGAAAAACUUAGAGGAGAUAAAGUCACAAGCAACUCACACCACAAAAUGGGAAGCAGGAUUAGUUCAGAGAGCAAGGAGUCAGCCAAGAGAUCAAGAGAGUUGGAGAAAAAGCUCCAAGAAGACGCUGAGCGAGAUGCAAGAACUGUCAAGUUGCUCCUCUUAGGAGCAGGAGAGUCUGGAAAAAGCACGAUUGUUAAACAAAUGAAGAUCAUCCAUAAGAAUGGCUAUACUGCUCAAGAAUGCAUUGAAUUCAAAACAGUUAUCUUCAGCAACACCUUGCAAUCCAUCCUAGCUAUUGUGAAAGCUAUGACAACCCUAGGGAUUGAUUAUGCAAACCCCACAAGUGCAGAAGACCAGCAACAGCUUUGUGCUAUGGCAAACUCUAUGGAAGAUGGUACUAUGACGCCUCAGCUGGCUGAGAUAAUCAAACGACUUUGGAAAGACCCAGGAAUUCAGGCCUGCUUCGAAAGGGCAUCGGAAUAUCAACUCAAUGAUUCGGCAGCAUACUACCUUAAUGAUCUAGAUAGAAUCACAGCUCCCGGAUAUGUACCAAACGAGCAGGAUGUUCUACACUCUCGAGUGAAGACCACCGGGAUCAUUGAAACUCAAUUCUCCUUUAAAGAUUUACACUUCAGAAUGUUUGAUGUAGGUGGACAGAGAUCAGAGAGGAAGAAAUGGAUUCAUUGCUUUGAAGGCGUUACCUGCAUUAUAUUUUGUGCUGCACUCAGUGCCUAUGACAUGGUCCUGGUGGAGGACGAAGAAGUGAACAGAAUGCAUGAGAGCCUCCAUCUCUUCAACAGCAUCUGUAACCAUAAGUAUUUUGCAACCACCUCCAUUGUCCUGUUCCUCAAUAAAAAGGAUCUCUUCCAGGAAAAAGUCGCCAAGGUACAUCUCAGCGUCUGCUUCCCUGAAUACACUGGGCCAAAUACAUUUGAAGAUGCUGGGAACUACAUCAAGAACCAGUUUCUGGACUUGAAUUUAAAAAAAGAAGAUAAGGAAAUUUAUUCUCACAUGACGUGUGCUACGGACACCCAAAAUGUCAAGUUUGUCUUUGAUGCUGUGACCGAUAUAAUAAUCAAAGAGAACCUGAAAGACUGCGGGCUUUUCUAACCAACUCAUUGUAUUCUACUCUUGAGAGUACUUUGAGGCAUAAAAAGGGCUGUGUUAUUAGUUUGACUAUCAAGU